AACAUUUCGAAUAGUAGCUAGUGGUGGUCUGACAGCCGUCGUCGGCGACAUUUGUAAACUGUGUGUUCGAGUAAAGACUGGACUGCGAUAUGGUGGGAGUGGGCAUAGAAAUCCCCGACAUUGAGGCCUUUAUUUUAAAUGAAUAUAUCCCUGCCAAGCCGCUGGACAGCAACCUGGAGGUGGACUUUACCCUCAGAAAACAGGCAAAGUCGGAGAAAUGCGGACAGCGAAGAUGCGGCGAUAUUCUAAAGUUUCCAUUUGCACAGACGACAGGCACGCUAACAGCGGCUAGUAUAAAAGAGAGCAAAGUGCUUGUGGAUGCCGAUAAGGCGACAGAAACUAAACGUGUGGUGGAAAUCACAUUAGAGUCGGACGACUUUGACUAUGAGCCAGGCGACACAAUCGGCCUGCUGCCCAGCAACGCACCCGAAGUGGUGGAGCAAUUGUUGAAGCGCCUCGGACUGAUCGAUCAGGCAGACACCAUUUGCCAAAUAAAACUCGCCUUAAAGUGCGCCAAGAAGAGUGCCAAGGUUCCCGCUCACAUACCGGACUCGACAUGCCCACGCGAGAUUUUCACCCACUGCCUGGCUCUCAGUGGAGUGCUUCAGAAGCAGUUUCUCAGCGCCCUGGCGGGCUACACCAGCGACACCAAGGAGCGCAGUUUCCUGGCCUGCCUCUCAUCCAAACAGGCAACAGCACACUACAGCUCGUUGAUCCUUGAGCGUGGCCUACGCUUUACGGACAUUCUCGAACUGUGUGCCAGCUGUCAGCCACCUUUGGCGUUUCUGGUGGAGCAUCUGCCACGCCUACUGCCGCGUCCCUACUCCAUAGCCAAUAGUCCCUUGGAGAGCGGCUCACAGGAGCUUCGCAUCAUCUAUUCCGUACUGAGUCCGACGGCCGGCGUGACGACCAGCAUGCUGGAGGCAAAGUGCCGGCAACAGGAGCAACCGGCUAAAGUGUUUAUCUAUCCACGUCUGACCAAUACUUUCCGCUACACAGAGGAGGAUCUAUGCAGCAACCAAAUACUCAUUGCAGUGGGCACGGGACUGUCCCCCUUCCUCGCUUUUCUGGCCCACAAGGAACAUCAUCAGAAGCAGCAGCAGCAGCCGGUCAAAGGACAAACCUGGCUAUAUGUGGGCGCCAAGACUCCGCAAGCUAUUCUUAAACGAAAUAAGCUGCUAGCCUGGCAACAGUCGUCAGUGCUGCAGCGUCUGCGUAUGUGCCACUCCCGUGGCGAAUCUCCCACCUACGUGCAACAGUUGCUGCAGGAAGACGCAGAGGAACUGAUAAAGCUGCUACUCAAACCGGAUACAGUGCUGUACGUGUGUGCCGAUGGCGCCAAGAUAUCCACGUCCAUAGCCAGCGGACUUGGCCUCUGCCUGCAGAACGUUCUCCAUCUGGACGAGACGGAGGCUACACAGCAGCUGAAGGAGCUGCGUCAACAGGGCAAAUACCGCGAGGAUCUCUGGCUGUAGGGGGAGGGGGAUAUGACGAACACAAAAAUAAUGCUAUUGCUUUGGUCGAAUAAGUAAAUAACGAUAUAUUUAACAACACAAAAUAAAAAUUACAGUGCAGCGGACUAAACUAAAUACAUACAAUGGUGUGAGGGGCAGGCCACAUCUCGGCAUUAUCAUCCUCAAUGAUCAAAGUGGUGGUGGGACGACAAGAACUUAAUUUUUUCUGUGUGUGUGUGUGUGUGUGUGUGUGCGUAAAUUACAAUUAAAUGCUAGAUUUGCAAAAUAAUUCUAAAUAAGAGUAGAGGAUAUACGAUUACGACUUAGGUUUUUUGCAAGCAAAAUAAAAUACAAUACAUAUGAGUGUGCAUUUUGUAGAAAAACAUAAAAACUUAAUGUGGAAUUUUUUUCUGUUACUUUUUGUGCGUAAUGUAACGAUGAACGAUGAAGCUACCAUUAAAGCGAUAUCGUUAUCUUCGUAGUUGUUAUCAUACUGUUUAUUUACCGGCAAGCCAUGU
Molecule: messenger RNA, 1972 nt
Organism: Drosophila obscura
Lineage: Eukaryota; Metazoa; Arthropoda; Insecta; Diptera; Drosophilidae
Product: methionine synthase reductase
Exons: 2
Coding region: 90-1475 (461 amino acids)
Biological process (GO): homocysteine metabolic process
Cellular component (GO): cytosol
Molecular function (GO): FMN binding; flavin adenine dinucleotide binding; [methionine synthase] reductase (NADPH) activity
Source: RefSeq, a predicted model, not a curated record